AUGGAAAGCAUGGACAACAGUGGAAGGAACAUGUUCUAUAAUAUGGUAUCGAUGCAUUCAGUGGGUCUACCUUGGGGUUUCCAUAUGGACCAUGGACAAUCACCAUUAAGGGAACAGUAUGGCAUUGCUUUUCAUGUUGACUCCUCGUGCUGGGGUCCAAGUCACACUGGGCACUUGCCAUACAUUCCUUUUGAGAACCAGUUGGGGCUCUGCGAUUAUUCCUCAGAGCCGGCCUUCAUCAGGAAGAGAAAUGAGAGAGAGAGGCAACGAGUAAGGUGUGUUAACGAGGGCUAUGCCCGACUCCGACAACAUCUGCCCCAAGAACUGGCAGAGAAACGUCUCAGCAAGGUGGAGACUCUAAGAGCGGCAAUUCAAUACAUCAAACACCUUCAGAACAUACUAGAACUGGGAACUCUACGGCCUCCAGGAACAGAACUCUUCUCUGAUACACAAGCCCAGUCCUCUAUCUCAGCACCAAGAGCUCCAUCCAAAAACCUAGUGCCAUAGGCUCUCCUUGUACAGAAGAACAUAAACAACAGGCCCCCUGAGAGACACAUUAUUCUUAAGCAAAUAGAACCCCAAACCAUCAUUCUUCCUCUUUCUUUCAACCAGCUUUAUCUUUCCAUAAGAAAUCUGCUAAAUUGGUACGUUUAAUUGCAAUUGGACCUGGUGCCACAUGCUUGUGCGGAGAACAUGGGAUUUUCUUCUCAUUUGGUUUUCCCAUUUUAUUUUUUCACAAGAGUUUCCUUGAGA
Messenger RNA from Xenopus laevis (African clawed frog), 753 nucleotides. RefSeq names its product achaete-scute homolog 4 (gene ascl4.L). The coding region runs from base 1 to 507 and encodes 168 amino acids. The record is from RefSeq and is a predicted model, not a curated record. The transcript has a single exon. NCBI's taxonomy places the organism in Eukaryota, Metazoa, Chordata, Amphibia, Anura, Pipidae.